CCUGCCACGCUGUCCGCGCUCAUUACCACUCUCUACCACACUCUACCACACACUACAGCUGCCUACCGCUACACGACGGGAGAUACCUGCACGGGAUACCUGCAGAUGUGUGACUGAGUGCAAGCGCUGGUAUGAUGCGGGUACUCAUCUGCCUGGCCGUAUGCUUGGCGGCAGCACGCGGGUGCGAGCUGGCCCCUGAAAACGCCGCUGCAAAGUCACCUGGUGAUAACUUCUACCGCCUGAUCAUCAAUGGAGACGUGGAACGAUAUGCACCAGGGCAACGAUACAUUGUGACUCUAGUAGGGUCUCGAACCCACGACGUGGUGCAGCAGUUCACCAGGUUCCGUCUAGUCGCGGAACCGCUGGACCCGGCGGGGCCGCGCUCCCCCAGCAAACUGGGGCAGUUCCAGCUGUUCGCAGACACACUCAGCAAGUUCGACGAGGAGUGCGUGAACUCAGUGGUGGAGGCUGACGACCUGCCCAAGACGGAGGUGCAGGUCAUGUGGAAGGCGCCCGCUACAGGCUCCGGAUGUGUGCUAUUGAAGGCGAUGGUGCACGAGAACGCCAGCCGCUGGUUUGCAGAGGAUGGUCAGCUGACGAAACGCGUCUGCGAGGACACCUCGCUAGCAGCAUCCGACUGCUGCGCCUGCGACCACGCCAAGUAUAAGAUGGUAUUCGAGGGCCUGUGGUCUGCCCAGACCCACCCGAAGGAUUUCCCCGUGGAGACCGCGUGGCUGACACACUUUUCAGAUGUCAUCGGCGCCACACACCCCAAGAAUUUCUCCUUUUGGGGAGAGGGUCAGAUCGCUACCGAUGGAUUUAGAUCAUUGGCAGAGUGGGGCUCGGUGGACCUGCAGGAGCGCGAACUGCGCCAGAAGGGCAAGCUGUUGCGCUCCAUCGUGAAGGCACAGGGUCUGUGGUACCCACGCGUCAACACCAAUACCACCGCCAGUUUCAGCGUCGACCGCAAGCGGCACCUGCUCUCGCUUGCCUCCAUGUUCGGUCCGUCCCCCGACUGGGUGGUGGGCGUGAACGGGUUGGACCUCUGCCAGAAGGACUGCACCUGGGUCGAGUCCAAGGUCAUCGAUCUGCUUCCGUAUGACGCCGGCACCGAUAACGGCAUCUCCUACAUGUCCCCAAACUCGGAGACGAAUCCCCGCGAGAGGAUGUACCGCAUCACCACUAUGUACCCAGAAGAUCCCCGAGCGCCAUUCUACAACCCCCAAUCGAAACAGAUCCCGCCACUGGCGAGGUUGUACCUCACGCGGGAGAAGCUUAUCUCACACUCCUGCGACGAGGAGACGCUGCAGUCACUUAUUGUGGAGGAGACUGAGAAUACGGACGCUGUUAACAAACCGGAGUGCGGGGUGACCGCGUGGGGGCCGUGGUCUGCGUGCUCGGUGAGCUGCGGUAAGGGUCUGCGCAUGCGCACACGGCAGUUCUCCGAGCCGCAGCGUGCCCAGGCCGCCGGCUGCAGCCGGCAGCUAGUCUCCAAGGAGAUGUGUGUAGCAGCCAUACCGGAGUGCAACAACGAGGAGGAAACCGAACCAGACAACGAGUCAGUGCCCCCCAUCGAGAACGUUGGCGGGAUCUGCAAGACGACGGAGUGGGGACCGUGGAGCGAGUGCUCGGUGACGUGCGGCAUCGGCAUCAGCACCAGGCGCAGGCAGUUCCUCAACCAUAUGGGCCUGAAGAAGUGUCCUCUCGUAUCAGUAGAGGAGAACCGCAAGUGUAUGGAGCCGGCAUGCACGGAGGCUGAGGAGGUGGAAGUCGUGGACCCCACGUGCCCGACGACUCCCUGGGCGGCGUGGUCCCCUUGCACGGCGUCCUGCGGCCGCGGGGUGAGGUUCCGUACGCGGCUGCUGCUAGUGCCGCCGACCCAGCAGCUGUCCUGCUCGGAGCGAGUCGAGCUGCUGCAGCAGAGGCCUUGCGUCGAGAGAGAAGACUGCCAGAUCGAUAUGGCUACAGCCAAGCGUAUUUGUAUGGAGGAGCCGUCGCAGGGCCCCUGCCGCGGUAUGUACCAGAGGUUUGCGUUCAUCCCCAUGAAGGGUAUGUGCAUACCCUUCAACUACGGGGGCUGUCGAGGGAAUAGGAACAACUUCCUCACUCAGGAGGACUGCCUCGCCACCUGCAGCGUGAUACUCGGUGGUGGAGGACCGGGUGGCAGCGUGCCUGCACCUAGUGCAACGGCAGCACUGAAUGCUGCAGUCAGCUCCAACUACCCUGGACUUAGCAUCAGCUCCAUCGUGCCACUGCCGCCCACAGUGAACGGUCCCACCCUGUCGCACCCUAACGACUGCCAGGUGAGCCCGUGGAGCGGGUGGAGCCGAUGCAGCGUCUCCUGCGGAGUUGGAUACCAGGAGCAGACGCGUACCCUGAUCACUCCAGCAGGGCCAGGCGGCGCGGCGUGUCCUUCACGGAUGCACAGGCGACGUCGGUGUAUAAAACACUGCUAGAGCACUAUUUAAAGCUGACAAAUUAGUUUGUAAGCAUGUUUUGUCUUUGUCUUACUGACUAGCAUGCGCCUUGUAUGAUAGAGAGGUAAAUAUAAUAGAAAAUAAUCGAUUAAUGAGAAAUAAAUUUCAAAUAAAUAAUUAAUAAAAUAAUACUUGAACGAUAUAAACUUCCCCCCUCCGAUCCGAUCCGAUUUCCCCCCUGUUCAAUUCAAACGGGGAUCGAAAUUACGACGGCUUGAGCUGAGGUUUGAACUCCUAGAGGUGGCCUCAGACUAAAGUCGUAUCCGUCAGGAGGGAGUUGGCCUUCAGCCGCUCCAUAACUUCCGCGGGUUUGGAGUGCCAUCUGCACUCGCCCCCUAUCGUCCGGCGAAGCUGUAAAGGCCAGCUGGAGCCAACAGCGUUAGAGUAGUCCGAAAAAAAACUUCAAUAUUUUUUUUUGUGAUUUGUUUAUUAUAUCCUUGUUAGAGUUAAAAUUCACAUAAAAUGUCUACUUAUCAUAAUAUGAUAUUUGCAAUAUAAUAGAAUAAUUGAAUAUGUGUUAGUACGAUACAUUACUUACGUACGCAUUUAUUUUUACAUUUAUGUUUUAAGUUAAAAAAAAAACUAUUCUCGCUAAAUGAAUGUUUGAGAUAAUUUUUACUAUUGUCCUAAUUCAAUUUAUUUAUCUGUAAUUAAUUAUAUUCUAUGUCAAUUGCCAAA
This is a messenger RNA of Achroia grisella, 3155 nucleotides long. It is a transcript of the gene fat-spondin, whose product is annotated as spondin-1. The transcript has 15 exons. Gene Ontology annotation, molecular function: serine-type endopeptidase inhibitor activity. The record is from RefSeq and is a predicted model, not a curated record. The coding region runs from base 132 to 2456 and encodes 774 amino acids. Gene Ontology annotation, cellular component: extracellular matrix. Gene Ontology annotation, biological process: cell adhesion. NCBI's taxonomy places the organism in Eukaryota, Metazoa, Arthropoda, Insecta, Lepidoptera, Pyralidae.